GUGGGCGGCGUGGGGAGGCGGCGGCGGUGGCGUCUCAGGCCGGGGCGGGCGAGGGAGGCGCCGCUGCGCUGCGGCUCGCGCCACCGGGCGUUGCGGGCCGUGACGGGCGGGUGACAUGCCCGGGAGCUGAGAGGCUGCGCCUCCCGGUGUUUUGUGGAUUUACUCUUCAGCGAUUACACACUACAGUAAUACCAUUAUGGCGACUUUCCAGCCUUUCAGGAACAGUUACAUAAAGAAUAAAGCAUCUGUCCGAAAAAGCUUCAGCGAAGAUGUGUUCCAGUCUGUCAAGUCUUUAUUACAGAGUGAGAAGGAGCUAUGCAGUGUAUCAGGAGGAGAGUGUUUAAACCAGGAUGAACACUCCCAUUUAACUGAGGUCACAUUUCUGGGCUUUAAUGAAGAAACAGAUGCUGCUCAUAUACAGGAUCUAGCUGCAAUUUCACUGGAACUUCCAGACCUUCUGAAUUCGCUUCAUUUCUGCAGUCUAAGUGAAAAUGAAAUCAUUUGUAUGAAGGAUAUCAGUAAAUCGCCAGAUGUAAGCAAUAGUUCUCUAAAUCAGAGUCAUCAUUCUGGAAUGCUUUGUGUCAUGAGAGUGUCACCUACAUUACCAGGACUCAGAAUUGAUUUUAUCUUUAGUCUCCUAAGUAAAUAUGCUGCUGGUAUAAGACACACCCUGGACACCCACUUGCAUCGGAAGCAUCCCCUUGAGACCACUGAUGAAGAUGAUGAUGAUACGAACCAGUCUGUGUCUUCCAUAGAGGAUGACUUUGUCACUGCUUUUGAGCAGUUGGAGGAGGAGGAGAGUACAAGGCUGUAUAAUGACGAAAUAAAUAUUGCUACAUUAAGGAGCCGGUGUGAUGCUGCCUCUCAGACUACUCAUGGUCACCAUUUAGAAACUCAUGAUUUUAAAGUGCUGGUCAGUUAUGGACUGCAGAAAUCAUCGGCUAAGCCUUCAUCUUCAGUACAUGUUCUGGGAUGCAAAGAAACAUCUUCUGUGAAAACAUCGGUUACAACAUCAGUUUCAGAGCCCUGGACCCAGAGGAGUCUCUACAGGUCACCCAGUGCUUCAGAUAAAGGCAGGGACACACAGGAGAUACUCUUUCCUUCUUCUCCUGCCCACUCCUCAGAGUCUGAGUGCUCAAGCCCAAGUCCUGUAAUUUUUUUGGAUGAAGAGGGAUACCAAAAAAGUUUAAAAGCAAAACUUGAGCUGCCUGAAAUCCCUGUGACAAAAGAUGACGUAGAGGAUUCAGACUCGGAAGUGAGUGAGUUUUUUGAUAGCUUUGAUCAGUUUGAUGAACUAGAACAAACUUUAGAGACUUCUUGUCCAUUUAUGAAAGAUCCUGGCAUAGGGAAGUCAUCGCAGAAGAUAGGGCACAAACAUGAAAAAUCUUGCAUGAAUCCUCAAAAAUUCAAGUUUGAGCGUCCAGCUCUUCCAGCUAAUGUUAGAAAGCCAACUCCACGAAAACCUGAAUCUCCAUAUGGUCACCUGUGUGAUGCUCCAGAUUCCCCUCGUCCAGUGAUGGCGUCAGAAGACAGUGGCUUGUUCAGCCCUAUUCGAGCCUCUGCUUUUAGUCCCCCUGGAAGCUGUACUCCUGCUGAAUGUUUUUGCCAAACAGAUAUUGGUAGAGAUAGGAUUCAUGAAAAUCAGGAUCCUAUUUAUUGCACUUAUGAAGAUUAUGCAAAUAAUCUUUCAUGUGAAGUACUAGGCUCAGUUCUUCAUACUCAGUGUGCAAAUGCAAUGUCAGAUAUUAAUAGUAUUAAAAGGGAAGAAAAGUAUACUGUAGCUUUUAAACAUGGAAAUUCUCAUCAAAAAAGUAAGUGUAAAAAUAAAUCUUCAAUGAUUACAGACAGCGUUCAGAAAUUUGCAGCAGAUCUUGUAGGAAAAAGUUUUGGCAGUGCGUUUAAAGACUUACAGAAAGGAGUUUCUUCGUGUACCAAUGCAUUGUGCCACUUAGCUGUCAAAUUGACAUCAUCUGUUUUUCAGAUGGCAUUUAAUGAACUUAGAAGGCAGUGUGCAUUUUCACUGAAAGAACGAGCCAUCGGUAGCCUGGCUAGUCUUUUGGUGAGUGAAGCCUUAUCAAAUGCCUUGAAAGAUUUACAGUAUGUGAAAAAGCAGAUGUUUACAAACACAGUUGCUAGAUUUGCUGCGGACCUUGCAGAAGAGCUUGUUUUUGAAGGCAUCAUGGAAGUGUGUCAGUUUUCAUGUCCUCCAACACCUGCAUCUCAACACUGUCCGUCCUUUGACUUUGAAGACAAAGUCGUGAAGUCCUAUGCCAAAGAUCUGUCUGAAUCUGUAAUACAAGAAGCAUUCAUAGAGCUGUCACAGACUGAUGUGACCUUCACAACGAAGGCAGCAGCUAAUAUUUCUAUGAGUAAUGUCAAGUAUGUGAGUGCAGAAAGUGUAGUGCCACCUACACAGACCUGCACAUUUUCCUCAUCCUUUAGCAGCCAAGCAAUUAUGAUGACAAAACCAGUGCAGGAGCAUAAGAAGGAGUACACAGUCCAGCAGGCCUUGUUUUGUACUUCGGGAAUUGUCACUUCCAUACCAGUACCCUUGGCAGGCAGUGCCCUUCUCCCCUAUCAUAUCUCAUCGACUUUGUAUCAGUCCAAGGCUCAUCCGUCGUCUGAGCAUAGUAAAACAAAUGGUGGUUCUACCCCAGAGCACAUCACCACAGAGAGCAGGGAAGAGGAAGUGGAUUGUCUCAGCAAUACCCUUCUACCUUCAGUACUCAAUCCAUGUAACCAGAAUGACUUCAAACCAACCAACGGUGAAACUGACAUACAGAGUCCUUCAGAAUUAACUAGGGGACCUGUGAUUAUUAGCAACUUUUCUGCAGCAAUGGUACAUACAAUAGUCAAUGAAACCUUAGAGUCCAUGACAACCUUCAAAGCUACAAAAACUGUUGAUGCACAGGGAGAUUAUUUAACUAAAACAAAGGGAAAAGCCUGUCCUCUUUCCCUUUGUGACCAAGCAGCACCACAGCAGAGCAAAGCUAGCAGUAAGGACAUGUUUGCUGAGCAGUUAUCAAAGUCUAUUAUUAAACAUUCCCUGGAUAAAAGCAAAUCAAUGCUUCCAAAUAUAGAUAACAAAACAGUUAGUAAGGAAUGUGUGCCUGUUCUUGGGGAAGAAUCACAAUUGAUCUUGGAGGAAUCUCCCAAAUUCCUUGACUUUGCAGAUCACUUACCUCACUGUUCACUCUUGGUUGGAAAGCAUUGUGUUCCAGAAUGUAAAGAGUCUGUGGGUUUGGGAUUUUCUUCGGAGACACUGCCACCUUGUCCAAUGAUGACAAGUCAGAAAUCUGACUUGAAAGAACUUGUGAAGGAUAAACCAGUGAAAAGGCAUAAUUUGAAUAAUACUGCACUUGAGCCCUUGUCUUUUGGGCAGGAAAGCUCUUUCCGUCACUCACAUGCUUUAUCAUCUGCAGUGCUUACCUGUGCAGAUGGUUUGCAUGUGGAAGAUAAACAGAAAAUCAGAGACAAAAAUGUAAUACCUGAUACUCCUCCAUCAACUCCUUUAGUACCAUCCCAGACUAGUUCUGAAUGGGACAUCAAAAAGUUAACUAAAAAGCUCAAGGGGGAGUUAGCCAAAGAAUUUGCACCUGCAACACCACCUUCUACACCUCACAACUCCUCUGUUGGUAGUUUGUCAGAGAACGAACAAAAUACUAUAGAAAAGGAAGAGUUCAUGUUGAAACUCAUGCGAUCUCUUUCAGAAGAAGUUGAAAGCAGUGAAGGUGAAGAGCACCCUGAAAUGGAUUUGAAAUCAGAGUACUCGGGGAAGAAAGUUCAGUUUGCAGAAGCAUUAGCUACACACAUCAUUACUCUUGCAACUGAAAUGGCAGCCUCCCAUUUAGAUCAUGAAGUGACUCAAGAAGCCAACGUUCAAAACCCUCACUUAAAUGUGCAGAGUCAAAGAAGUGUGCUGCCUGCUUCUUUAAAUCACUCUGAGGAAAACAUGCAGACAUGCAGCUUUGCAAGCGACAUGGCAGCUGAUGUCAUUGCAGAAGCCGAGAACAUUGCAAAAGCUAGAUGUUGUAUGCUUUUCAGGCAGGAGAGGAACAGUUGUCCUGUUGAUGCUGGCCGAGAUAAAGCAGAAGAGAAGCUGGGUGUGGAGAAUGUCGCACAUCUAAGAGAAGUAGAUCAGUUUGUUCUUUCAUUACCAAGUUGUUCGCCUGGUCUGACAUACAAGUAUCCCAGUUGUGAAAGUGUGACAGAUGAAUAUGCAGGUCAUGUUAUCCAAGUGCUGAGACAGGAAGGUGGCAAUGGUGAGCUAAUCAUGGAUCAGUAUGCCAGUAGACUGGCCUAUCGAUCUGUCAAGUCAGGAGUGCAAGAAGCAGCUAAGACAGAAAAAACGAAGUGCAGUUCAGAAAUGUUCCCUUUGCACAGCCCUUCUGUGAAAAUAAACAAAGAACUGUUGGUGUUCUCAAAUAAAGAGCGUCACCAGGAAGUAGAUAAAAAAAGACAAAGAAAAAGAAGCAGCGGCCAUCUUUGCAAAUACCAACCAUGUGAAAGGACACAGGAUCCAUGUAGAAACGAGCUUUCUGGACUUCACAGUUUUUCAGCCUCUCUUGCUAGCAUCAUAACAAGAGAUGUUAAGAAACAGCUGACAGCAACUACAGUUGAUUUGCCACAGUCCUCAGCAGAUUCCUAUCCUUUUGAAAAAUCUACAUGUAUUGACAGGGGUGAGGAUAUUAUUGAACCAGAAUUUUUGACGUCUCAUCAACCUUUGCAAAACCAUGGAUUCUGCCAGAAUACAGGCAGCUUAAGUGGACAUGGGCAUGGAGAGAAUGCUCAAACUGUAGAACAGUAUGCUAGAAAAGUAGUGGAUGACACUUUAGAGCUAAGUGUAGGACCUGCAGUUUCCCACAUUCCAGAGACUACAUCAGCGGAUAGAAUCACUUAUGCAGAAAAAUUGUCACCACUCAUGAAUGGAGCUUGUAGAUACUGUGACCUUAAGGAACUCCAUGGUUGUGGCAGAAGUCCCUCUCAGCCACUUUUAAAGCAGAGUGCGUGUGUAAAUGCCAAGCCAGGCUCACAUUCAAAACUUAGUAGCAUCCAUCAGAAAUCAAGAAUUUUUCAUCUCGAUGUGCCUCAGAUUCAUGUUAAUCUUGAUAAAAGGGCAGUGCUUGCAGAGAAGAUAGUUGCUGAAGCUAUUGAAAAAGCAGAGAGAGAGCUGAGCAAUACCAGUCUGGCAGCUGAUAGUGGAAUUGGACAAGAUGGCAUUAGCUUUGCUGACAGCCUUACCACAGACAUCAUGACAUCAGCUGUGACAAAUGCUGAGCAUGUUGUUAGCAGUUCAAAAGAAAUAGAAGAUUUUCAGUCAACUGAGUCAUUUGGCAGCCAACAGCUGAAUCUCAGUGUUGGUGAGGACAGUACUGGUAGCUGGUCCAACUUAAGUUUUGAGGAUGACCAUCAGGAUGAAAGCAGCAGUUUUCAUCAUCUCGGUGAAAGCAGUAAUGGUAACAGCAGUAGCUGGAGCAGUCUUGGUUUAGAAGGAGAUUUGUAUGAGGACAAUUUAUCCUUUCCAACAUCAGACAGUGAUGGACCAGAUGAUAGAGAUGACGAUCAGGAGGAUGGUGUGGAAGAUUUGCAGCGGAAUGGAAGGACUCUGCUGAUUACGAACAUUGCCAUGGAGCUGGGAGCAGUAGACCCUCAACUAAGGGUUAUUCUCCAGUGGCUCGUUGCCUCUGAGGCUGGCGUUGCACAACUUUAUUUCCAUGACUCUUCAAAGAAGGAGCUUGUAUUACUUUCAAAACAAUUACAAGAGAAAGGAUGGAGAGUGGGAGAUGUCCUUCAGGCUGUGUUUAAAUACUACGAAGUGCUGGAAAAAACUUCAAGUGAGGAAAGAUGCAAGUCGCUGUUCGAUUGGCUUUUGGAAAAUGCCUAGAACAAUCUCCAGACCAGCAUAUUUGAAUGUUUGUUUUAGGAAGUAAAGAAACGGAUGACUUAUGUUUAGGGUAAAAUUCAAAUACAGAAUAUUAACAUUUUAAUUGAAUUGAGAGGAAAGUAAGCCUUUUAAAUGCUUUCUGUCAUCAUACUGUAUAUGGUUCAUACUUUUGUAAUCUUUGUCAAAAUAUUCUCUUUACUUAUUCUUCUAUACAUGUGUUUGUGUUGCGAUGCUGAGAAAUGUUUGUGAAGGAGGAUCUAACCCUGAGGCUGGGGCAUUGUCUGACAGCAUCUGUUUGCAUCCACAUAGUGCUGCUGCAAACAGGACGGAGGCGUCUGGCCUGGCCCAUGUGAUGGUUUUGUUCCUUUGGAAACAUCUGAUGAUAAGUCAUCUGACAUCAAGAAAGAUAAUUUUGUUGUUUGUUUAUUUCUGAUAUGUUUGUAAUCUUUAUGUACUAUUCUUUCAAAUCAACUUCCACAGUUCAGCUGUUGGUACUUGUAGAUUUCCCCAGAUAUUUAAUUUGUUAGCAUACUCCUUAGUGAUUUAGAAUUCUGUGAACACUAUAAAUGAGUUUCCCUAGCCUUCCAUCAAGUGAUGUUAUUUGUUAAUGCUGCCAAUCAUUCUGGAAUGAAAAAGGAAAGGGGGUGGGGAGAGGUGGUGUGAGAGUGUGUGUGUGCAAUAAUAAACUUUAGCUUUCCCACUAGUUUAUUCUCUUUUACUUUAGUAUUUUCUUAGUUAGAAACCCCACCGUUAACAUUAAAUAAAAUGUCUAGAUAUUUAUUGUGCAGUAAGAAUUUUGUCUUUGAUUUAUUCCACAAAUAAAAAUUCAGGUUGUAAAACACAUUGAAAUUUUAAAAAUUAAUGUGGAAAUACACUCAGAGGAGCCUAAUAAUGAUUUUCAGUGUUGGAUUUUGAAGAAGAAAAAAAAACCCGCACUUCCCUAAGAAUAAUUUUCUUUUAGCACAGUAGAUACCCCUCUCUCAAUAAAAUGGAUCUGACUGUGAUGUUUCCUCAUAUCAUCUUUGGCUCCACAUUCUCUACUGUGGUUUUAGAAACUCCAUGUUGACGUGAGUCUCUGUCUCAGUUGUGUCUACGAUGUGUACAAAUGUCGUACAUAUUUCUUCCCCUAAUGGAUUCUGGAAUCAAGGGUAAAUUUUUUUCUUUUGUGGAUCUGUGGAUGUUGUUCUAUCCCCCCCCCCCCCAGCUCUGACUUUUCUAGAAGCUGCAGUGAAUAGAAGGCAUAGCACCUAUCAGGGCACUUAUAUUAAUUUGCAUUAGUAAUUAUGGCGGAAUAAUGUAUUUUACAGAGAAAGCCUCACGUUUGCUUUAACUCCAGAAACAAUUUAAGUAUUUUGAAACUAUAUUAUAAACUUUAGUUUUUUCUUAAUUUAACAUAGAGACGCAGGGGCCAGCCUUAAACAUACAUUUUUCUAAAGUUUCUUCAAGUAUUUUUCAAUAUGGGGAAAUGCAGGGAUUAUACCCAGGUGUGCUUUCGUGCAGUUGUGGGCUUGUACUAUACUUGUACAAGGAACUAUCACACUGCACUUACCUAAUUUAGGUGUAUAUAUUGGUUAGAUUAACAGGAAAGCUGAGUUGUAAUUUUCUCUGAAGUGGAAAUGACUAUAUAUUGGAUUUCUAAAAUGGAAACUGCUUAGGCUUAUUUAUGUUAAUGGUAUAGUCAUUUGAGGCAAGCUUCCCCUUCUGCUCUGUUUCUUUGGCAUUUUGGUGAAGCUGCAUUAUGCCCAGUGUUCUUGAUGUAAGUGCUACCUAGUGACAGCAGUCAGAAGCAUUGGUUUGAGUGGUAACACUAAUAGUAGGACUCACACCUGGGUCAGUUCUGUGUGCAGGAACACGGAGAAAGUUACAGGUAUUGGCAGGGUGAGCAGAAAUAUGGGUCGAUUCCCUGUAGAAAGUGUUGGCAUGUAGAGUGAGACUGUGGGCCAGGUGCAGUGUAAAGCAAGCUGUUCUGAAGUAUUCUGUGCUUUCCCCAGACUCACUCCAUCUGUUUGUGUUCAGUCCUCGGAGCUCCUCUGCUGAGGUAGCUCCGUCUUACAGAUCUCUUGACAUAUUUAUAUUGGAACAUUGCAUACUGCCAUUAUGUACAUUUUUGCUCCUAAUGAAAUACAUUUCACUGGAAACUUAAAAUUGUGAUGUGCCGUGAGCUGAUUUGCCAAUUUUAAAUGUGUUUUAUGAUAGACAGAAAGAAAGUGAGAGACCUCUGCUGAGGAGCUUCUGGACCUAUCUCACACCAAAUAGUGCAUUUGUUUGUGUCCAUCUUUUCCUAAGUUAAGUUUAAAUGACAUUUGUAUUUUAUGUGUUAUUAAUGUUGAUUUUGAAAAUUAUUUCCUCACUCAUUCAAGAGGAAUGUUUCACAAAAAAACCACAGAAGAAAUUGCAAUAGAGAUGGGCUGGGUCCUUGUGAUGUAAAGCUAACAUUACAACAGCCUUCAGUGAACACAUGUAGUGUCUUUGUACUUUGAGAAAUGCUUCAUUUAUCCCUGAAGAUAUUUAAUGUGAAUUAAUUUAAUUCAUACUACUAUUAUUCUGCUUAGCAAAGGGUUGAUAUUGCUGGUAGGAAGCUCUAUGUGUUAAGUGCACUGUGUAGAAAGUAAUAAUUGACCCCUUUGACAGCUGGCAGCUUUGACAAUGGUGGUGCAUGUUCUCCAUCAUCGGUUCCAGAGCCACGUGACUGCCUGCUGUUUCUCCACAACUCCGAUCACCAGUUUCUAGUCAGUGUAUUAUUUUGUAAUUUUUCAGAGAAGUCUUUACACAGAGUUUAAAUAUGCUGAGUCCGCACAUGGGUAGGGAAAAUGCUUUCUAUUUAAAACCUUGUCUGCCUGUCCCCAGCACACAAGAAGUUGAGAAUGUCUGGGAAUUGGAAGGGUCGUACUCAAGUGAGGAGCGCUUUUCCCAUUUUCAGCACAAGCCCUGUAGGCAUCCCGUGUUUACUGUGUGCCUGCUCUGCACAAGCAGGCACGGUGCUGGUCACGCCUGCCACUUUAUUUAUUUAUUUUGACCAUCUGUACAUUCCUUUCAUGUAGUUAGAGCUGUUCUACAAGUUCUUAUUUCAAUUUGUUGUACAGUUUGAAUACUAUUUAAUGCCAGGUUUAUAUGUUGCUGGAUUCUUGCUGCCUUUGGUUACUUGUGUCUUGUUCAGAGUGAACUACAUUCUUGUUCAGUUACUGAAUAUUUAGUAGAAGUGACUUAGAAUGAUUGUGGCCAUCUAUUUGAGUUUGCUCAAUUAGUGCAUUAAGGUAUUAGAAUGUGUAAUAGUGACUCCUCUUUUGCUCUUGAGUAAUUUAAUCAUCAUUUACCAAAAUAGGAACUUCAAGAUGCACUUAAGUUUUGUUUUAGCAGUGGCUCAGAAACAUUUCAGAAAUGACCUUUGUAAUAAUUUGCAAUUAAUUGUUCUUGUUCAAGCCUGUGAUCUUUCCUCUCCCAGCUAAGAAUUAUUCAAUAAAUUUAAGAACUGUCAA
Messenger RNA from Onychomys torridus (southern grasshopper mouse), 9360 nucleotides. It is a transcript of the gene Akap11, whose product is annotated as A-kinase anchoring protein 11. NCBI's taxonomy places the organism in Eukaryota, Metazoa, Chordata, Mammalia, Rodentia, Cricetidae. The record is from RefSeq and is a predicted model, not a curated record. Bases 197 to 5884 code for a protein of 1895 amino acids. The transcript has 12 exons. Gene Ontology annotation, molecular function: protein kinase A binding. Gene Ontology annotation, cellular component: cytoplasm. Gene Ontology annotation, biological process: intracellular protein localization.